Messenger RNA from Linum trigynum, 222 nucleotides. NCBI's taxonomy places the organism in Eukaryota, Viridiplantae, Streptophyta, Magnoliopsida, Malpighiales, Linaceae. The record is from the annotation of a GenBank genome assembly.
AUGUCAAUUGAAGAAGUGCAAGGGGCUGUCGUUUCUCAACAGAAUGAACAUGGUGCGAGUGGACCUGUUCUUGCACCUGCCAUCAAUGGCAACAAUGGCAAUGUGGAGGCUGCAUUGGCAGCACCUACGAGCCAGCAGAAUCCCAAUGUUGUUAAUGGUAAUGUUGAGGAGGUAAUCGAUCUUGGUAGGCUUAAAAGUUCUGUCUGGGGUCACUAUACCUAG